This is a messenger RNA of Paramisgurnus dabryanus, 1803 nucleotides long. The record is from RefSeq and is a predicted model, not a curated record. Lineage: Eukaryota; Metazoa; Chordata; Actinopteri; Cypriniformes; Cobitidae.
CUCAUAAAGCGACGCUCAACCAGAACUGACCGGCAAGAUACCAACUUACAGACGGACUAACAGCUCACAAUACUCACAGCGAAAACAUGGUGAAAAAGGCUAAAGCUCAAGUCACCUACGCAAAAAUGAAGGGAAUAGUUUCAUAUUUUACUGCUUUAAUGAAGGAUAAGAAGCUUGGAUCCAGCCAUUCGAUCUACCAACAAAUGGAUUUCUUGCGACCUGAGAGUGGUCUGUCUGUGGAUGAUGGAGCAGCAGCUAUAUGUUACAGUGAUCUACCAAGAAAGGAGCCACAGUCUCAGGUAUCUGUGGCUGAUUUCGACUAUUUGAAGGUCAUUGGGACAGGAAGCUUUGGCAAGGUGUUUUUGGCCAAAUACAGGGAGAAUGGUACAUACUAUGCAGUUAAAGUCCUACAGAAAGACAUUAUCUUAUCAAGGAAAGAGGAAAGACAAGUCAUGUGCGAGCACAGAGUGUUGUUAAAGACUCUCAAUCAUCCAUUCCUGGUGAAGCUACACUUCAGUUUUCAGACUAAGGACAGGCUGUACUUAGUGCUGGACUAUGCAUGUGGAGGAGAGCUUUUUUACCAUUUACAGAGGGAGUGGGUGUUUGGAGAACCCAGAGCCAGAUUUUAUGCUGCCCAAGUGGCCAGUGCUUUAGGAUACUUACACUCCCUGAAUAUUGUCUAUAGGGACCUGAAACCAGAAAACAUUUUGCUGGAUUCUACAGGUCAUGUGGUUUUGACCGACUUUGGCCUCUGCAAGGAAGGUGUGGUUGGACGUAGCACCACUAGAACGUUUUGUGGUACACCACAGUACUUGGCACCUGAAGUACUACAGCAGAAGGAGUAUGACAGGACCGUAGACUGGUGGGGUUUGGGGGCUGUUCUCCAUGAAAUGCUCUAUGGCCUGCCCCCGUUCUACAAUGCAGAUCGUCUUGAGAUGCUUAAAAAUAUUAUUUAUCAGCCUUUGGUGCUAAAACCUGGAGUGUCGAACGCAGCCAGAGAUCUCCUGAAGAGACUACUGAACAGGGACAGGACCAAGAGGCUAGGAGCCAAGCGUGACCUGACCGAGCUGCAGUCCCACUCAUUUUUCUCCUCUAUUCAAUGGGAUGAGCUUCUGGCAAAGAAAAUUCCACCCCCUUUCAUUCCUUCACUGUCUGGCCCUGGUGACCUUUCGAACAUUGACCCGAGGUUUACAGAAAUUCCUGUUCCACAGUCACUGGGUGCGUGUGAGGAGUAUGGUGCAACCUUUCCUGGCUUCACCUACAUCAAAGAAAAUAUGACCUCACUGUCAGCGGAGACUCGUGGGCACUAAGAUAUGACGGAUGACUUUUUUCAGACCAAUAGACAUUUUGUCAGGAUGUGAACUUGUUUGUGCAACAUACUUAACAAAUGGAAAAAUGGAACCAAUGACAGUAUGUUUUACACUGAAGCACAGUUGUUAUAUUUAUUCAUGUUAGUUGGACCAAUGCAUUUGCACAUGAUGCAAAAUUUAUAUGAACAGUGACUGUGUUUCCUAACAUUCAUCGUAUUAUUUCUUUUUUUAGCCCUGUUGUAAUAAACAAACACGUUUGUAAUGAAAUACAUGAGAGUUAUCCAGACUGAAACAGAAUACUGUAAUAAAGGACGGGUUUGUAAGAUAAAGUGAGAUUUCAUAAAGUGUUUGAUUGUAAAAGUAAUGUGAUUUUAAAGGUUUAAGGAAAGAAUGUUAAAUCAGAAGGCACUCUUAAUGUGGUUACAAUGUUUGUGUUAAAGCAUUUGUGGAACUGUUGGAAUGUAUAAAAAAAUAAAGGCUUGUUUAUUACUAA